Messenger RNA from Drosophila elegans, 1117 nucleotides. It is a transcript of the gene Snup, whose product is annotated as snurportin-1. Bases 34 to 1104 code for a protein of 356 amino acids. The transcript has a single exon. Gene Ontology annotation, biological process: snRNA import into nucleus. NCBI's taxonomy places the organism in Eukaryota, Metazoa, Arthropoda, Insecta, Diptera, Drosophilidae. Gene Ontology annotation, cellular component: nucleus; cytoplasm. The record is from RefSeq and is a predicted model, not a curated record.
CCUUGCGAAUAAUAUCUUGCAAUUUGCUUCAUCAUGAAUUCGAGCUUUCAGGACCUGUACAAAAAGGGCCUGGACGUGGGUGAGCAGCAAAAGCAGCGGCAAAAGGAUCUUCUUAACCAACAGAAGCUGCGACGCCAGCAGGAGCAGGAUGAUGGCCGGCCACUGAAAAAAACCGAUGGUGGGAAAACACAGGCCAAGAAGAGGAACAGGAAACGUGGUGGCCACCACCAAAAGGGAAUCCCCUGGAGACCACAGCUUUCCGAGUGGUUGCGCCACAAGCCCGAGGAUCUCGGUGAGCAAUGGCUCCUCGUUCCCUGUCCCGUGGGCAAAAGAUGCCUCGUGGUGGCCGCCAAGGGGAUCACAAAAGUGUAUUCCAAAUCCGGCUGGAUGUUUAUGGAGUUUCGAUCUUCUUUGCCCGGCGAUUGGCAGCUCCAAAAGAGUCAAACAAUCCUGGACUGCGUCUAUGUGGAGGAUGCGGACACCUUCUAUGUCCUGGAUGCCAUCUCCUUUGGCCAGCAGAAUCUGCAGGAUUGCGAGGCCUCCUUUCGUUUCUAUUGGCUGCGUGCUCGCUUCGAGGAGAAUGAUUUUGCCCGGCUUGACGAGCACAAUGAGAAGGCAUUUGUACUCCUCGAUCACUAUGACUUCGAGGACACCUCUGCUGUGGAGCAGGUCCUGCAGAAGUAUCCCAUUUUCCCGGAUAACAAGCCACCCUUGGAUGGUUUCCUCUUCUACCACAAAGAGGCUAGCUAUGUGUGCCGGGUCACACCUUUGGUUUGCUGGCUAUUCCCCUUUAUGAUGCAGGAUGUGCUGGGAUGGCCUGUAAGUUCUAGUUACACAGCACCAGAGGAUUAUCAGCCUGGUCAGGCUUUGCACUACAUGGAUGAGUUUGACCGCAGGCUGGAAGAGCAAAGAAAACAAUUUAAGGAGCAGAAAAGGGCAGGCAAAGUCAGGGAGCAGCAAAGCAAUAAAAUGGAGGCAGAGGAGGAGCAAGCCGAAAGCGAUGAGUUUGCCAGCCUGAAAGGAGUCCUCGAUCAGCAGCGGCGUCUGGAGCUGGGGGAAUUAGACAUGGACUGUGCCGAGCCGCCAACAGCUGAUGUCUGCUAGGCCAAGUGGACUG